Molecule: messenger RNA, 2817 nt
Organism: Homalodisca vitripennis (glassy-winged sharpshooter)
Lineage: Eukaryota; Metazoa; Arthropoda; Insecta; Hemiptera; Cicadellidae
Product: tetratricopeptide repeat protein 27
Exons: 17
Coding region: 306-2786 (826 amino acids)
Molecular function (GO): protein binding
Source: RefSeq, a predicted model, not a curated record
GUUUACGUCUGUCGUCUGUCUUUCACCAUUACUGAACUGUUUCCUCUAGGUUAUAGUUUCUCGUCGUCAGUGGUUGUGUUUAUUUGAAUGUGUUUAUUAUCAACGCAAGGAAAAAGUUAUAUAAACUAUCAAAUAAAAAAAAAUCAUACGUAAGUUGUGAUUUAUCCAACAGUAAUAUAUUGAUGCUGUGGUUCUACUACAAACAACUUUAAUUCAAUUAAUGUGGUAGAGUAGUAUGAAUAGUAGAGGUUAACCAACUUUGAAAAGCACAUGAUUUAUCUGCAUUAUAGCUGAAAUAGACUACCAUGCAGUCUUGGCCAGAAUUAGACAUGUGUUUGAUCACAUAUCCCUGCAAUACAAACUUUGAAGGCAUUUCCAGUGAAAUAAUAUCAAAUUUGCUUCAUGGAAACUUCAUAGCAAACCUCAAUGGAUCUCUGUGUCAAGAUAUUUUGUCAUCCACUAAACUGAAAAAUUCUUUUGAAGAAGACCUAAAAGGAAAUAUUCAAGAAUAUCUCAAUUCUCAAGGAGACAAGACUAAACAUUACGAAGUGCUUUGUCUUGGAGUUUCAAGUUUACAGUUAUUUGUGCAAGUGAAUUGGACGGGCCCUCCAGAUUGUAUAAAAUACAAUCCUCCCCUUCAAUUCUUGAGGAAGUCUCUAGUCAAUGGAGAUGAUUGUUCAGAGAGUGAAUGGAUGGACAAACUAUCUACAGAACUUGUGUUAGAUGGAGAGGCCAUUUCACCAAACAUCCAGAACUUGGAACUGUUACUUGUGGCUCGAGCUGUCUUAAAUGCUUCCUUUGAGGAAAUUGUGAGUGCAAAAUGGUGGCGUCUGCGAUGUUUGAUGAUACACCAGCAGGUGUUGGAGGAACGGUCUCCCAUCAUCUACAGCCAGUUAAAGGACUUGCUACAACAGCUGAGUGAGUGUGAGAGCGUGGUCACAUCGUCUGCCCUCUCAGCCCAGUUACAACUGGAAGCAGCCAGUCUUUGGUUCCACUACAGUCAUGUCAGCAACGCAGGCGAAGCAGUAAAGGCAGCUCACAAGCAACUCGGAUUGAGUGUUAGUCUUGUUGGUGCUCUGGGAAAGAGAACAAAGUUCCAGGAGAAAGAAGUUGCUCAGCUGACACUUUGUGUGGACGUAGAUAGAGACAGCAAUGGUGCUGCAGACACAGCUUUACCUCCAGAUGCUUCUUGUCUUCCAAAGGAUGUCAGACUCGAAGAUGAUGUAAGGCUGAAUCAGAUUGCCUUCUCGGACUCGGACAUCAGCAAUUUUCCUAUGUUAACACCUGCAGAGCAAGCUGCCAUCUUAGCCGCAUGUAUGCACAAGCAGAAAAGUCAACCUAAAGACAACCUUCAUUUAGAGGAGAUUUAUCCGUACUUGACAUGUCUUACAGCCCAGCCCAGAGUGUGGGCCAUACAGAUGUCAGCUCUGUUGCAACGCUCCAAGCUGGACUCGGAACACAGGAGGACUGUGGAGCGGGGGCUGAUGCAGUUUCAGAGCCUGUCGGAGAGUGUAAGACAGCAAGAGCCAUAUACAGUGUCACGUCUGGCCUGGGUGUAUUGCUCCUACUUGCCCCCUGCGUGGAGACUGGAAGCUCUGCUGGCACACACCUACGUGUCUCUGGGGAUGGUACAGACUGCCCUUGACAUCUUCCUCAGGCUGCAGCUCUGGGAGGAGGUCAUAGCAUGCUACAACUUCCUCAAACUGAGACACAAGGCCGCAGAAAUCAUUCGUCAAGAGUUGGAGAAGAAGCAGACUGUAAACCUGCUGUGUUUGCUUGGCGAUGCCACCGACGAUGUCGACUGUUACAAGCAGGGUUGGGAGCUGUCAGGAGAGAGGAGUGGACGAGCACAACGCCACUGGGCCAUGUACUACUUCAGCCGCAAACAGUACGCAGAAAGUAUCCCUCACUUGGAGAAGUCACUCAGUAUCAACAGUCUGCAGGAGUCACUGUGGUUCCGACUGGGCUACGCAGCUCUGGACCAGGAGAACUGGAAACUGUGUGCCACAGCGUACCGCAGAUACUGUGCACUGGAGCCAGAUUGCUUUGAAGCAUGGAACAACCUGGCAAAGGCAUACGUGAAGACUGGCCAGAAGGAUCGAGCUUACCGGGCGCUGCAGGAGGCUGUUAAAUGUAACUAUGAGAACUGGCAGGUGUGGGAUAACAUGAUGGCUGUCAGCACUGACUGUGGCUUGUACGAUGAGGUUAUUCGCAGUUACCAUCGUAUUUUGGACCUGAAGGAAAAACAUCUUGACUUAGAGGUGCUGAAGAUUUUAAAAACUGUAGCUGUGAGAGAAAACUCAAACGUUGGGAAUCUGGAAAUAAAAAUGUUAAGAAAACAAGUUUUAAAACUGUUUGGCCGUCUUACCUCUCAGGUAAUGAACAACUCAACACUAUGGAGGCUGUAUGCAGAAGUGGCUGCUACUGAAGAACCUACUCCUGAAAACAGGACAAAGAUAGCUCAGUAUCUGCAACAUGCGUACAGAGCUGGCACUCAGGGCUCCUGGGAAAGGGAUACUGACACCUGUCUACAGGUCAUGGAUCUCUGCAUGGAUUUGGCUGAAGCUUAUAUUCAGUGCAGUAUGCGGCAUUGCCAUUCAAAUGAGAAGGUUCAAAUGCUGUCAUCAGCAAAACUUCCUUUAAAAAGCGUUCUCACAAAGAUAGAGAAAGAACAGACAGACUUGGUUACCGGAGAGCUCCCAGAAAGCUUAGCUUCUAAACACAAGUCAUUAUUAUCUUGGUAUGAAAAAAUUGUUGAUGAAAUCCAGAGACUGCAGGCCAGUUGAAAGAUGUUUUAUUAAAAUGUUCUUUAUAAAA